Messenger RNA from Carassius auratus (goldfish), 1585 nucleotides. Its product is annotated as neurocalcin-delta B. Gene Ontology annotation, biological process: calcium-mediated signaling. The record is from RefSeq and is a predicted model, not a curated record. The transcript is spliced from 4 exons. Gene Ontology annotation, molecular function: actin binding; calcium ion binding; tubulin binding. Lineage: Eukaryota; Metazoa; Chordata; Actinopteri; Cypriniformes; Cyprinidae. The coding region runs from base 268 to 846 and encodes 192 amino acids.
GGAAAAAUGUGACGGUCUAUGGGGAUGUGGAAACAGAUGUUCGGCUUUGUGGGAGAGUUUAGUAAAGCCCCUGAGAGAAGGAGAGAAAUAAAGAGAGGUAGAAAGGGAAAUGUAGAAAGGGAGAGGGGAGUGUCUGUUCAGAAAACUUCCUGUGAAGAGCUGCCGACAUACAGAGCUGAUCUAGAGAGGGAAGAAAGGAGCAAAGAAAGCUGGCGACAUCACAAGGUCCUACAGGUGAAACCAUCGAGUUGAAGCCACACCGUCAGCAUGGGAAAGCAGAACAGCAAGCUCCGUCCCGAGGUGAUACAGGACCUGCUGGAAAACACCGACUUCACUGAGCAUGAGAUCCAGGAGUGGUACAAGGGCUUCCUGCGGGACUGUCCCAGCGGCGCGCUCAGCAUGGAGGAAUUCAAGAAGAUCUACGGCAACUUCUUCCCCUAUGGAGACGCGUCAAAGUUUGCCGAGCACGUCUUCCGAACCUUCGACGCCAAUGGAGACGGAACGAUAGAUUUCAGAGAGUUCAUCAUCGCCCUGAGCGUCACGUCACGCGGCCGUCUGGACCAGAAGCUGAAGUGGGCCUUCAGCAUGUACGAUCUGGAUGGGAACGGAUACAUAAGCAAGGCCGAGAUGCUGGAGAUCGUACAGGCCAUCUAUAAGAUGGUUUCUUCAGUGAUGAAGAUGCCAGAGGACGAGUCCACACCUGAGAAACGCACGGAUAAGAUCUUCCGCCAGAUGGACACCAAUCGUGAUGGUAAGCUGUCACUUGAAGAGUUUGUAGAGGGUGCUAAGAACGACCCAUCGAUCGUGCGACUGUUGCAGUGUGACCCCAGCAGUGCGGGACAGUGAAUCAGCAGUGUCUCACAACCUCUCUUACACAAGUCUUUUCUCCUUCCAACAUCAGCAGAGCACAGACUCCAAACCACAUCCCCAUCUCAGUGUCUGUGGGUGUCCCUCUGAACAUCCAUUCAUCUCCCACAGACACGCACUGGGGAACAGUGAAAACCAGCCAUACAGAGAUCAUACACACUAAGAAGCUUGUGUUCAAUUCUCUCUCUCUGGUUUUUCAGUUCCUCAUAUAAAGCUUUUUUUGCAAUUUAACACAACAGGCAGUGAUGCUAGUGACAUUUGACGUUUGGUACUGAAAUAAAUCCCCUCCAAAAGGGCUUUAAAUAUUAAAAGGGAGUCGAAGCAAACUUUUCCAAGCAUGCAAAAUGCACCAGAUAAUUUAACACUCCAAAAUAUAAUUUAUUUAAUAGUUAUUUUUAAGAAUUUAAUAAAUUUAACAAAUGUUAUUUCUAGUGUUCCUAGUGUUUCAGUUCCAUUGAGCAUAAACAUCUAUUUAAAAGAGGCUCUUGGAUGACAUAUCAGGUUUUAUACUUGAGUUUUUUUUUUUUGGGUUUUUUUUUUUUACAUGUAUUGCAUUAUGAUGUCAGAGCCUGAUUCUUAAGGGGUGGUUUUAAUGAGCAUCAGUAUAACCUUUCAAACUAAAUAAUAAUAAUUCUUUUUUAAAAAAAUACUUUUUGUAACAUUAAAGCUGCAGUAGGUAACUUUUGUAAAAAUAUAUUUUUUACAUAUUUGUUAAACC